Molecule: messenger RNA, 2454 nt
Organism: Thalassophryne amazonica
Lineage: Eukaryota; Metazoa; Chordata; Actinopteri; Batrachoidiformes; Batrachoididae
Exons: 6
Coding region: 1-2454 (817 amino acids)
Source: RefSeq, a predicted model, not a curated record
AUGGGUGCUAGAGAGAAUCCCGCUUUGCUCACCUUUUGCCAGGCCCUGGACUCCCUCACCCAUUCACAGUUACAGCAGAUGUGGAGCAACGCAUGUUACGUGAUUGAAGCUCUGGCGUUUUUAGUCUUCAGGAGGUCUUCUGACUGCAGUGUUGAGGACACCACACGUCCACCUGCUGAUAUCCCUUUUUCUCAAACCUUUCCACUCCCUGACUUACAACCUCACAGAGUGGCCCGAAGGGACACCCUGAACCUCAACGAGCUCGUGUGUAACUACAACAGCUGGUUAGAGGACAAUGUGGUGGACGUGGUGCAUGUGUCACUGUGUAGUGAUAACAAACGCGAGGAAUUCGUGACGCACGUGUGCAACAAUGCUUUGUUAAUGGAGAAGCUACUUUUAGACAAGGCGAACAGCUGGCUGUGGAAUUACUGUGCCAGCUACUCUGCAGGCCGUCAGUCUAUGUCGAGUCAGCUCUGUCAUUAUGACCAAUGGCUAGCUCAGUACAUAGUCCCAAACUCGUCCCUCCUGGCCUUCUGCUUGAGUGUAGAUGGUCAUGCUUUGAAGUCACGCAUAUGUGGAAGCAUUGUUUUCUUCUCCCUGGUGUUUUCCAACAUUAAUAAUAUGGCGCUCAUGCCUAACUGCUCCGACAUCCCGCCACCGUCAGGCCCGAACAAAACGGUCUCAGUGUCAGAGUCGUGUCAGUACUCACAGUGGCACGAUGUGACGCUGAUUAGUAUUGAUGAUUUGAGCUUAUGUAUCCAACUUGAUCCUGUCAAUUUUGCAAAAGAGGUGUGUGCGAACAAAACACUUCUGACUAAGCUGAUACAAAAUGAGGCAAACGCCUGGCUUCAACAACACUGCAGCACCAUCUCAAUGCCAUUUGAACCCACGGAGCCACCUUUUAUCUUUAGUAUUUCUGAGUGGUGUGACUACCAUACGUGGGCAGGACGGUUGGUGGACACAUCAGUUAUCGGCUUGUGUUGGCAGAAUGAUAAGGCUGCUUUUGAGAAAAAUAUCUGCUGUAAUGAGACUUUACUGGAAAAGCUGUUGCAAGACUCUCAGAAUGAAUGGCUGGAAUCAGUUUGUGCUGGCAAGGACACAGAGGUGGACCAUCAGGUUUGCAAUUACUCAGAGUGGAACCAACCCAUUGUAAUCGACAUGGCUGACCUGGCUCUCUGCUCUGAGAUCGACCCUCUUAACUUCACCUCAAAAGUGUGCUCGAAUGCAACAAUUCUGCAGAACCUGUUGGUCAAUCUGGACAACACAUGGUUGCUACAGCAUUGUGCCAACUAUUCAACUACUGGUGUCUCCUUCAGACCGGCAGAGCAGUGCCAGUACUCCAGCUGGUCUACCAACCUUCCCAAUACAACUCUCCUGGCCUUGUGCUGGGAUUACGACCAGGCCAAUUUUGUCUCAUCUGUUUGCCCUAAUGCAGGUCUUCUCUCUUUGCUAGCUGAAAAGCAAGCAACCAUGUGGGUGAGAACACUGUGCAACAUUUAUGGCAAUUACAACACUGCCAACAACGCUACUACCAAUAGCACCACCAACAACACAACUACAGAGCCUUACUUUUGUGUGGUGGCAAACCUGGUGAAACGGUUGAACUGGACCUGCUCUGCUGACUUCACCUCAGCCUGCCAGCCUGGCACCAGUCAGGACAUGGCUGUGCAGAUGAUAUUGCGCUGCUGGCUGGAGGUUCUGACUUCAAGGGUGGAAGAUCUGCUGACACCACCUGUGGCUGCAGUGUUGGAGCAGGCAGUUAGUGCUACUGUGGUGAUCCUGUUGAAUGUGGAGGAGGUCCAGAAUAUAUCAUUCCAUGUAACAGAGAACAUAAGACUCAGUCUGCUGCGAUCUGUAGUUAAGUAUCUGGAUAAGGAGACCAACAUUGAGAAAAAGAGGGUCUUACUACAAUGCUUUGGGAGAGUAUUGACUAGCAUGAUGCACACAGCAAGAGACAUAACAACGGAUGAGUAUGUCAUCAUUAAGGAGUACUUUCGUUUACCUUUGGCCAUCCUGAGGCCGGUGCUCAGUAUGUCUCACGUCACCACUGUCAGACUGAUCCUUCAGUACUACAGCCGAAACAAAGACAGACUGCAGUUGUCAGAUGAGUAUUUGUCCACCAUGGUGUCCGUGGUGCUCCAGACACACGUGGUGAAGGACGGCAGUCUGUUGUCGGAGCUGGAUGAGUUGUUGGUUGCAGCCAGUCCAGCUGAUAUCAGAGCUUUGCCUCCACUGCAGACUAACGCUAACGUGAGGGAAACGAUAAACAGAAACUUGCAGCACAUGUCUCCAGAUCAACAGUGGGCAUUUGGCUGGUGGUACAGCAAUGCUCUGGACGGCGAUGACAUCGUCAGAGGUCACCUAUCACUCAUUCGGGACACUGGAAACCUGAUCGCCUACCUGCCCUUCUACAACUUCCAACACCUCUCGGCUGGUCAGGUAACAGCCCCGUGA